Messenger RNA from Haliotis rufescens (red abalone), 5706 nucleotides. Its product is annotated as flocculation protein FLO11-like. The record is from RefSeq and is a predicted model, not a curated record. The transcript is spliced from 5 exons. Lineage: Eukaryota; Metazoa; Mollusca; Gastropoda; Lepetellida; Haliotidae. Bases 64 to 5706 code for a protein of 1880 amino acids.
CCAAGCGUGUCACCAUCGCUGCAAGUCUGCUCAUACAAAGACUCAUCUCUACCCACCAUCGGAAUGGACAUCUCUGAUAGAGUCGCGUGCAUCGCUCUGCUGACAUACAGUGCAAUUGCUGGGUGUGAGAUGUUCGCCCAACGAGGACUCUAUCCCUACCCGUCACUGUUUGGAUUUGUGCCACGCCCUCCGGUCCCAAGAAACCCUCUUCCCCGGGACAACCCCCAUACACCACGUGCAGAUCCACCACCUGCGAACCCUCCUCCAAAUACACCCGAUGCGAACCCUCCUCCAAAUACACCCGAUGCGAAUCCUCCUCCAAAUACACCCGAUGCGAAUCCUCCUCCAAAUACACCUGAUGCGAAUCCUCCUCCAAAUACACCCGAUGCGAAUCCUCCUCCAAGUACACCCGAUGCGAACCCUCCUCCAAGUACACCCGAUACGAAUCCUGCUAAAAAUAUACCCGAUGCGAAUCCUCCUCCAAAUACACCCGAUGCGAACCCUCCUCCAAGUACACCCGAUGCGAAUUCUCCUCCAAAUAUACCAGAUGCGAAUCCUCCUCCUAAUAUACCCGAUGCGAAUCCUCCUCCAACUACACCCGAUGCGAACCCUCCUCCAAAUACACCAGGUGCGAACCCUCCUCCAAAUACACCCGAUGCGAAGCCUCCUCCAAAUACACCCGAUGCGAAGCCUCCUCCAAAUACACCCGAUGCGAAUUCUCCUCCAAAUACACCCGAUGCGAAUCCUCCUCCAAGUACACCCGAUGCGAACCCUCCUCCAAGUACACCCGAUACGAAUCCUGCUCCAAAUAUACCCGAUGCGAAUCCUGCUCCAAAUACACCCGAUGCGAACCCUCCUCCAAGUACACCCGAUGCGAAUUCUCCUCCAAAUAUACCAGAUGCGUAUCCUCCUCCUAAUAUACCCGAUGCGAACCCUCCUCCAACUACACCCGAUGCGAAUUCUCCUCCAAAUAUACCAGAUGCGAAUCCUCCUCCAAGUACACCCGAUGCGAAUCCUCCUCCAAAUACACCCGAUGCGAACCCUCCUCCAAAUACACCAGAUGCGAAUCCUCCUCCAAAUACACCAGAUGCGAACCCUCCUCCUAAUACACCAGAUGCGAAUCCUCCUCCAAAUACACCAAAUGCGAAUCCUCCUCCAAAUAUACCAGAUGCCAACCCUCCUUCAUCUAAUCCAGAUGCGAAUCCUCCUCCAAAUACACCAGAUGCGAACCCUCCUCCAAAUACACCCGAUGCGAAACCUCCUCCAAAUACACCCGAUGCGAACCCUCCUCCAAGUACACCCGAUGCGAAUCCUCCACCAAAUAUACCAAAUGCGAACCUUCCUCCAAGGGCACCCACAUCCCCUCCGAAUGGCGGAACUACUUACCCUCUAUAUGGACGAGGUACUCAGAGAGCGUUUUCUCCUUUCCCUGGCCUGUCAGGGUGGGGCAGAUUUGUCAACAGAUACGUCCCACCUCCGCUACCCCCGGAAUCACCAGGCAGCACCCAGAAUUCAUAUACACCGCCCGCACCAACCGACACACCGCUGGACACCCCAGACUUCGUCGAACCACACAGGGAGUGGGUGUACCACUUCAGGCAGACAAACAGAGAACCCUAUGCGGAACGCAUGGAGAGCACAGGACACGAAAUGGCUAUACCCAGCAAUGUGAUGGACAACCUAGUUCCAACUUCUGAAGGCGUAGCAACUGGACAGGAGUCAAAACGAGAUCAAGCCAAACGUCAUCUUUCAUCAUCAGUGAAUCACCAUCUUAUAAGCAAUGAAGCUCAUAUCGAAGCAUCUUCUGUAUCGGAUACAAUCAUCCCUACAGGAGCGCAUUUCCUCAUGGAAUCGUUUCAGGGCACAGGGUGUCAGAGCUCGUCAACUACAUCCACAGCAACGUCAUCGACCGUGGCCGACGUCACGCAGGCAACCAGUACAAGAUACAGCGUGACGACACAAAGCACGGUUCCAACAUGGGGUACAACAACGACAUCGUCGCCUCCACCUGACACGACAUCGUCGCCUCCACCUGACAUGACAUCGUCAACUCCACCUGACACGACAUCGUCACCUCCACCUGACACGACAUCGUCAACUCCACCUGACACGACAUCGUCAACUCCACCUGAGGUGCAUCUUCCAUAUAUUAGCAUUGGAUCGCUCCAAGUCAGUCCCUCUGGUACGGAUGUGCAAACCCGAACAGGUGAACUAGCUAGAAGUUACUACGGGUAUGAUGACAUUCAACCACCAAUCACCGACCAAUCAGGGAUGUAUAGUAAUAGUCAGCCACCAAUCACCGACCAAUCAGUGAUGUAUAGUAACAGUCAACCAUCAAUCACCGACCAAUCAGGGAUGUAUAGUAACAGCCAACCACCAAUCACCGACCAAUCAGGGGUGUAUAGUAACAGUCAACCUCCAAUCACCGACCAAUCAGGGAUGUAUGGUAACAGUCAACCACCAAUCACCGACCAAUCAGGGACGUAUAGCAACAGUCAACCACCAAUCACCGACAAUUCAGCGAUGUAUAGUAACAGUCAACCUCCAAUCACCGACCAAUCAGGGAUGUAUAGUAACAGUCAACCACCAAUUACCGACAAUUCAGCGAUGUAUAGUAACAGUCAACCACCAAUUACAGACCAAUCAGUGAUGUAUAGUAACAGUCAACCACCAAUCACCGACCAAUCAGUGAUGUAUAGUAACAGUCAACCAACAAUCACCGACCAAUCAGCGAUGUAUAGUAACAGUCAACCACCAAUUACCGACCAAUCAGGGAUGUAUAGUAACAGUCAACCAACAAUCACCGACAAUUCAGCGAUGUAUAGUAACAGUCAACCACCAAUCACCGACCAAUCAGUGACGUAUAGUAACAGUCAAUCACCAAUCACCGACAAUUCAGUGAUGUAUAUUAACAGCCAACCACCAAUCACCUACCAAUCAGGGAUGUAUAGUAACAGUCAAACGCAAUUAACAGACAAUUCAGCGAUGUAUAGUAACAGCCAACCACCAAUCACCGACCAAUCAGGGAUGUAUAGUAACAGCCAACCACCAAUCACCGACAAUUCAGCGAUGUAUAGUAACAGUCAACCUCCAAUCACCGACCAAUCAGGGAUGUUUAGUAACAGUCAACCACCAAUCACCGACCAAUCAGUGAUGUAUAGUAACAGUCAACCACCAAUCACCGACAAUUCAGCGAUGUAUAGUAACAGUCAACCACCAAUCACCGACCAAUCAGGGAUGUAUAGUAACAGUCAACUACCAAUCACCGACAAUUCAGCGAUGUAUAGUAACAGUCAACCACCAAUCACCGACCAAUCAGCGAUGUUUAGUAACAGCCAACCACCAAUCACCGACCAAUCAGUGAUGUAUAGUAACAGCCAACCACCAAUCACCGACAACUCAGUGACGUAUAGUAACAGUCAACCACCAAUCACCGACAAUUCAGCGAUGUAUAGUAACAGUCAACCGCCAAUCACCGACAAUUCAGUGAUGUAUAGUAACAGUCAACCACCAAUCACCGACAAUUCAGUGAUGUAUAGUAACAGCCAACCACCAAUCACCGACCAAUCAGGGAUGUAUAGUAACAGCCAACCACCAAUCACCGACAAUUCAGCGAUGUAUAGUUACAGUCAACCUCCAAUCACCGACCAAUCAGCGAUGUUUAGUAACAGCCAACCACCAAUCACCGACCAAUCAGUGAUGUAUAGUAACAGCCAACCACCAAUCACCGACAACUCAGGGACGUAUAGUAACAGUCAACCACCAAUCACCGACAAUUCAGCAAUGUAUAUUAACAGUCAACCGCCAAUCACCGACAAUUCAGUGAUGUAUAGUAACAGUCAACCACCAAUCACCGACAAUUCAGUGAUGUAUAGUAACAGACAACCACCAAUCACCGACCAAUCAGGGAUGUAUAGUAACAGCCAACCACCAAUCACCGACAAUUCAGCGAUGUAUAGUAACAGUCAACCACCAAUCACCGACCAAUCAGGGAUGUUUAGUAACAGUCAACCACCAAUCACCGACCAAUCAGUGAUGUAUAGUAACAGUCAACCACCAAUCACCGACAAUUCAGCGAUGUAUAGUAACAGUCAACCACCAAUCACCGACCAAUCAGGGAUGUAUAGUAACAGUCAACUACCAAUCACCGACAAUUCAGCGAUGUAUAGUAACAGUCAACCACCAAUCACCGACCAAUCAGCGAUGUUUAGUAACAGCCAACCACCAAUCACCGACCAAUCAGUGAUGUAUAGUAACAGCCAACCACCAAUCACCGACAACUCAGUGACGUAUAGUAACAGUCAACCACCAAUCACCGACAAUUCAGCGAUGUUUAGUAACAGCCAACCACCAAUCACCGACCAAUCAGGGAUGUAUAGUAACAGCCAACCACCAAUCACCGACAACUCAGUGACGUAUAGUAACAGUCAACCACCAAUCACCGACAACUCAGUGACGUAUAGUAACAGUCAACCACCAAUUACCGACAAUUCCGCGGCGUAUAGUAACAGUCAACCACCAAUCACAGACAAAUCAGGGAUAUAUAGUAACAGCCAACCACCAAUCACCGACCAUUCAGCGACGUUUAGUAAAAGUCAACCACCAAUCACCGACAAAUCAGGGAUGUAUAGUAACAGUCAACCACAAUUCACAGACAAUUCAGUGAUGUAUAGUAACUCUAUUCCCAGCAAGCCGGUAAGCCAGUACCCAGAUAAAGGACAUUAUGACACAAGGAAACUGGACGAUGGGAAGUACACAAGCACAUAUACUAGCGGGCAGAGUGCGGAUGGGCCAAUUAAUACGGAGACAUAUGCCAAUGUCGUUGGACCUACGUUGGCAACCAGGAGUAUAGGGUCACCAGGGACGACAAAUACACCAACUUUCCUCGCUAAGUCAGGAUCAUAUUCACCCAACAAGAUACCAAUUCCUGGAAAUUACCCUUCCAGGUCAUUGCAAAAUGGAACUUCCGAGGCCAAAGAUACUGGGACAGUUACUAAACUUGGAACCAUUGAUGAUCCUACUGAAACUGACCCUGUUGGAGUUCACCGAACACGGAAUGUCCACAUGCACCUGCACAAAGAGUUCCUGCCUAUAGAAGUCCUUCUCAGCAAGCACCUUCACAAAGGGUUCCUGUCUACAGAAGUCCUUCUCAACAAGCACCUGUCAAAAGAGUUCCUGCCUACAGAAGUCCUUCUCAACAAGCACCUGCACAAAGGGUUCCUGUCUACAGAAGUCCUUCUCAACAAGCACCUGCACAAAGAGCCCCUGCCUACAGACCUCCUCUUCAAAAAGCACCUACACAAAGUGUUCCUGCCUACAGAACUCCUUCACAACAAGCACCUACACAAAGUGUUCCUGCCUAUAGAACUCAUCCUCAAAAAGCACCUGCACAACGAUUUCCUGCCCAUAGAAUACCUUCUCAACAAGCACCUGCACAAAGAUUUCCUGCCAAUAGAACUCCUUCUCAACAAGCACCUUCACAAAGAGUUCCUGUUUAUAGAACUCUUCCUCAAAGAGCACCUACACAAAGCGUUCCUGUCUAUAGAACUUCUCCUCAAAAAGCACCUGCACAAAGAGUUCCUGCCUAUAGAACUUCUCCUCAAAAUGCACCUGCACAAAGAGCCCCUGCCUACAGACCUCCUCCUCAAAAAGCACCAACACAAAAGCUCCUCAAAAAGCACCUUCACAAAGUGUUCCUGUCUAUAG